AUGAAGAACUAUACAAAAGAAAAGUUGAUUCGUGCUGUCGAAAGUGCUUUUAGUUCACCUGUUGCUGCCAAAGAGUUUAAUGCACCUGAAAGAACGAUACGUUCUCACAGGCAAAUGCCAUUACAAAAGAUUGGUGCUGGUCGAUGUCGUUAUCUUAUUGAUAAUGAAGAAAAUCAUCUAGUUUCAUUAUUUCAAAUUUUACCGAAUUACGGAUUUUCAUUAACUGCGGGUGUUGCUAUUCAAAUCUCAUUUGAAUAUAUGAAAUCACUUGGCUUGUUCUUCAAACCUGGACGAAAAUGGUUACAAGCAUUUGUCAAUCGGCAUCGUAUGAAAAUUAAAUGGAAAAAAGAAGAAAAACUUGAGCCAAUACGUUCUGAAAAAUUUACUGAAGAAACACGUCGUGGUUGGUUUUCAUUGCUCAAGUUAACAUUAGAAAAACUUGAUCUAAUGGAUAAACCCUGCCAAAUAUUUAAUGCUGAUGAAACAGGGUUCAGUGAUAAAACAAGUGGUAAGGUUCUCACAUAA
Messenger RNA from Rotaria sp. Silwood2, 525 nucleotides. NCBI's taxonomy places the organism in Eukaryota, Metazoa, Rotifera, Eurotatoria, Philodinida, Philodinidae. The record is from the annotation of a GenBank genome assembly.